AUGGCGGCGGCUCGCGCCCGCCCGCCGCCACGGAGCCUCGCGCCGCCCGUCGCCGUGCUCCUCCUCCUCCUCCUCCUCCUGACCGGCGCUGCGGGAUCGACAUCAACGACGAGCCCCAUCAAGACGGUGGUGGUGCUGGUGAUGGAGAACCGGUCGUUCGACCACAUGCUGGGAUGGAUGAAGCGUCUCAACCCCGAGAUCGACGGCGUGACGGGUCGCGAGUGGAACCCGGCCAACACGUCGGACCCGUCGUCGGGGCGCGUCUACUUCGGCGACGGCGCGGCGUACGUGGACCCGGACCCGGGCCACUCGUUCCAGGAGAUCCGGCAGCAGAUCUUCGGCUCCGACGACGCGUCCGGCCCGCCCCGGAUGGACGGCUUCGUGCAGCAGUCGCGGUCCAUCGGCGGCGGCAACAUGACCGACGCCGUCAUGCACGGGUUCGCCCCCGACAGCGUCGCCGUCUACCGCGAGCUGGUGUCGCAGUUCGCCGUCUGCGACCGGUGGUUCGCGUCCGUGCCGUCGUCCACGCAGCCCAACCGGUUGUUCGUCCACUCCGGAACGUCCGGCGGCGCCACCAGCAACAACCCGACGCUGCUGGCGGAGGGGUACCCGCAGCGGACCAUCUUCGACAACCUCCACGACGCCGGGCUCUCCUUCGGCGUCUACUUCCAGGACGUGCCCGCGGUGCUCUUCUACAGGAACCUCCGCAAGCUCAAGUACCUGCUGGACUUCCACCCGCUCCGCCCUUCCUUCGCCGACCACGCCAGCCGUGGCGUGCUCCCCAACUACGCCGUCAUCGAGCAGCACUACCUGGACUCGAAGCUGGACCCGGCCAACGACGACCACCCGUCGCACGACGUGUACCAGGGCCAGAUGCUGGUCAAGUACGUCUACGAGACGCUGCGCGCGUCCCCGCAGUGGAACCAGACGCUGCUGGUCAUCACCUACGACGAGCACGGCGGGUUCUUCGACCACGUCCCCACGCCCGUCGCCGGCGUGCCCAGCCCCGACGGCAUCGUCGGCCCGCCGCCGUACAACUUCACCUUCGACCGCCUCGGCGUCCGCGUCCCGGCCAUCCUCGUCUCCCCCUGGAUCGAGAAGGGCACGGUCGUCCACGCGCCCCAGGGCCCGACGCCGACGUCGCAGUACGAGCACUCGUCCAUCCCGGCCACGGUGAAGAGGAUCUUCAACCUGCCGCAGGAUUUCCUGACGAAGCGGGACGCGUGGGCGGGGACCUUCGAGGGCGUGGCGCAGGGGAGGACCGAGCCCAGGACGGACUGCCCCGAGCAGCUGCCGACGCCGACGAGGAUCAGGCAGACGGAGGCCGACGAGGAGGCCAAGCUCAGCGAGUUCCAGCAGGAGAUCAUCCAGCUCGCCUCCGUGCUCAACGGGGACCACCAGCUCGCUAGCCUGCAGGACCGGAUCAGGGACGAGAUGAACGUCAGGGAAGGCAUCGACUACAUGAAGGCCGCCGUCAAGCGCUACUUCGAGGCCGGCGCGUCCGCCAGGCGGAUGGGCGUCGACGGCGAGCAGAUCGUCAAGAUGAGGCCAUCCCUCACCACCAGGAUCCAACGCCCAUAG
Messenger RNA from Miscanthus lutarioriparius, 1581 nucleotides. The record is from the annotation of a GenBank genome assembly. NCBI's taxonomy places the organism in Eukaryota, Viridiplantae, Streptophyta, Magnoliopsida, Poales, Poaceae.